Molecule: messenger RNA, 1317 nt
Organism: Aspergillus niger
Lineage: Eukaryota; Fungi; Ascomycota; Eurotiomycetes; Eurotiales; Aspergillaceae
Exons: 1
Coding region: 1-1317 (438 amino acids)
Source: RefSeq, a predicted model, not a curated record
AUGGUCUCCCGAAUACUUCGCUUCGCGCCUCUAGUCGCCCUCCUCAUCCUCACCCUCAGCACCUUCUACUAUCUCUAUCGUGCCAUCCACGUCGACACCCACCCAGAUCUUGACCUGGGCCUGGAAACCGCCACCACCUCUGACCGCAAAACCCUCCCCGACCUCACCGUCAGCCAAAUCAUCGCCAACACCCACCAUGAGAUAGCAUCCAACUCGACCCCGGACGGCCGAUACUUCCGCAUCGACUUCCGCUCCCGCCGCGGCAUCAACCCCAGCAUCAUCCCGCACCCCACCAAACCCAACACCUGGAUCAUCACCGCGCAGCUUCACGAGCCCGGUCGUCGUGAGAAGGAUAGCGCCUGGUUCGUCGAACUUGUCUGUGACGCCGUCUUCCAAGACAAGGGCCGCACCCUCCGCUGCAUCGAUUAUCCCUUCAUCCUCCCCAUCGCCGCAACCGAGGGCAACAACGCCCUCUGCUCUGGCACCCUCGCCUUCUUCGCCCUCAGCAUCGGUCCUCACGAUGCCCGCGUUUUCUACGGCCCGGACGCCCCGUACACCAUCUACGGCUCCAACUCCGCCGUGACCUGCUUCGGCCAGUGGAUUCUUGACUUCCGACUCCUCGUCGACUGGCCUGCCUCCGACACCAUCACAGACUAUGGCUUCCGUCGUGCCACGGAGCUGCAGCGCCCAGCAACGGCCCCUUACUUCGCCGUCGAGAAGAACUGGUUCCUCUUCUGGGACCGAGCCGGCAACGCCUACGUUCACUACGACGUGGCACCCACAAGAGCCUUCGCUGCCUUGACCCUGGACGGUUCCGUCGGCGCAGACCUCGCCCCAGCAGCGGCAAGCGCAGACGCAGCCUGUCUCCAGAAAUAUCUACCUCAGAUGCAAGAUCCCGACCACGAAUCCAUCCACCAAGCCACCAACUCCCUAGCUGUGACGUUGUGUAUGCGUGCAGACCCGAACUGCCACCCAGACGACCACAACACUGUCAUUUUGACGGUCUUCCAGCAUAAGCGGUUCGUGGAGUUCCAUAGUAGUUACGACCCGUAUGUGAUGCUGUUUUGGCAGAGGGCGCCGUUUGAAGUCUACGGGAUUUCGGACAUGCCGUUGUGGAUUCACGGCCGGGGGAUGAUGGAUGAGGGGAACCAGACGGAGAUGAUGUAUGUUACAUCGAUCGGGUGGAAGACUGCUGGGCAGAAGUAUCAUGGGUAUCUUGAUGAUGUGAUGUUCUUGGCGUUUGGGGUAGAGGACGCGGAUACCGCCGGGGUGGAUGUGGUUGCGGGGGAUUUGGUGGCUGGGGUGGGGAAGUGUUGA